GGCCACAAGCAUCCUCUCCAGGCCGACAGAGUGAACUUGCUGUUUUUCUUUCCCUCCUUUUGUGGCAUGAUGCUUGCCGCUUCACACCAAGAUGGGAAGCAGUGAUAAAGGCAGGGCCGGGCAAACCGGUGCUGCCCGUUCGUCAAGUCCAAAAAUACACUAUCCAUUCUGGUUUGGGGGGUCAGCAUCAUGUUUCGCAGCGGCCGUGACGCAUCCUUUGGAUCUCGUCAAGGUUCGAUUGCAAACUCGUGGACCCGGGGAUCCCACGGGAAUGAUGAGGACCAUAGUUCACAUCUGCAGGUCAAAUGGAUUUUUGGGCCUUUACAAUGGUUUGUCAGCGUCCCUUCUACGGCAAAUAACAUAUUCGACUACUCGAUUUGGGAUCUAUGAAGAGCUCAAGUCUCGUGUGACACAAUCUUCUUCGUCCCCUCCAUCCUUGCUAACACUGAUCGGCAUGGCGUCAUUCUCCGGCUUCGUGGGUGGGUUGGUUGGAAAUCCUGCCGAUGUCACAAACGUCCGGAUGCAGCGCGAUGCGGCUUUGCCUCCUGAGAAACGGCGGAAUUAUCGACAUGCUUUUCACGGAAUGUCGCAAAUGCUCCGUACUGAGGGAGCGGCUAGUUUGUUUCGCGGGGUCUGGCCCAAUUCUCUGAGAGCACUCGGUAUGACUGCAGCGCAGCUGGCGUCCUACGACGAGUUCAAACAAAUAUGCAUGGGUCACUUCGGGAUGGCCGACAAUAUCACCACUCAUCUUACAGCAUCUGUCAUGGCAGGGUUCGUUGCGACCACGCUCUGCAGCCCCAUCGAUGUUAUAAAAACUCGGAUCAUGGGCGCUAGUUCCGCAGAGUCCAGUGGCCAUACCAUCGUUGGAUUUUUAAGAGACAUAUUCAAGAAAGAAGGAUUUUCAUGGAUGUUCCGCGGUUGGAUUCCGAGCUUUACACGCCUGGGACCUCACACAGUCGCGACAUUUUUGUUCUUGGAGCAACACAAGAAGAUUUACAGAGCGUUGAAACGGCCUGAUAGUGACACCAAAGCAACCCUCUAGCAUGCAGGCUUUAGUUACACCACAUUUAAAUCAGAUUUUGGCCUAUAUGCUUUAUCCUUUGGUUAUCAUUUAUCCUAAACAAGGAGCUGGCACAUGGGCCUUAUUGGCAUGUUUCCAUAGACCCAAACCUAUAGAGAGGAAGAGGUUGGCUAUGCAUGUUUAUCUAUUUCGUUAUGUUAUUUGGCCAUUUGAUACUUCUAAUGCCUAGCACGCACUGGACCCUUGUGCUCUAUGAUUUUAUGCCAGGUCCUACUCAAAUACCCCCGUUGGCGAGUCUCUUCUGGCGUUAAAAGGGUCCUAAUAUUUAUAUUUUCGGUAUACAUCAAGAGGGUUGAAGACACUUCAUUGAGGAAGGACGGGAUAGAUGAGAUAUCUGAUGGCCUAGAAUUAGCCUUGCUACACUAGCAUGGUGACAUAUAUAACUGCACUGUGGAAUUGAACCCACC
Coccidioides immitis RS is the source of this 1488-nucleotide messenger RNA. Its product is annotated as mitochondrial dicarboxylate carrier. Gene Ontology annotation, molecular function: sulfate transmembrane transporter activity; malate transmembrane transporter activity; antiporter activity. The transcript has 4 exons. The coding region runs from base 92 to 1042 and encodes 316 amino acids. The record is from RefSeq and is a predicted model, not a curated record. Lineage: Eukaryota; Fungi; Ascomycota; Eurotiomycetes; Onygenales; Onygenaceae. Gene Ontology annotation, biological process: succinate transmembrane transport; thiosulfate transport; malate transmembrane transport.